AUGCUUGGCUGGGGGGUGGUGACAGCCUGCACACUCCUUGUGCAUAGCUACGCGUCGCUCAUGGUCACCCGAGCUCUUGUUGGUGCAUGCGAGGCUUUCAUUCAAGGCGCCGUUUUCUACCUGUCGUUCUGGUAUACUUACAAAGAACUCGCUACCCGGGGGGCGAUAUUCUGGUCCACAUCCGCCCUGGCUGGGGCGUUCAAUGGCCUGAUCGCUUAUGCAGUACAGAAAAACCUUGCAAACGUCAACGGCUGGCAUCCAUGGCGGUGGUUGUUCCUUAUCGAAGGCGUCGUACCGAUCGGCUGGGCGUUUGUUGUCUGGAUAUUCCUGCCUGCCACACCAGAGAAGACAAAAUUGUAUUUCAACGAGGAAGAAAAGGCUAUCAUCAUCAAAAGGAGUCGCCAGGCCUUCAACACGGGUGAAUCCAAGAUCAUGCCGAAGUUGAUCCUGCGGGUCAUUCUCGAUCCGAAAUUCUGGUUGAUGGCGGUGGUCCAGUCCGCGAACCUGUUUUGCUUGACGUCCUUGUCGAACUUUCUGCCCGCUAUCCUGCGUUCAUUUGGGUGGUCGAUCGUCAAGUCACAGCUUAUGACCGUGAUCGUCUAUGCCUGCGCAUUUGUCAAUAUUCUCUUGUCAGCCCGGAUAUCCGACAAGCUGCAGACGCGCGGACCGAUCAUCAUGGUGAACACCAUGAUCGGCGCUGUCGGGUAUAUUCUCCUUCUGACUCUCAAGGGGGCCCCCGGUCGUUUUGCCGGCGCUUGUAUUGUCGCAAUGGGUAUGUAUCCCAACGUCGUGAUCGUGUUGACGUGGACGGCGACGAUUAAUGUCGGUUACACGUAUCGUGCUAGCGCAGCAGCCCUGAUCAACUCGAUCGGCCAAGCCGUUGCGAUUGGGUCGAACGAGGUCUACAACGACCCGCCAUACUAUAAGAAAGGCCAUGGUGCAGCACUGGGAAUGGCUGCUGCAGGGACCGUGUUUUGUGGGCUGUUGCUGCUGCUCUUGCGGUACGAGAAUGCUCAGAAGCGAAAGGAGCAGUCCAGCGAAAAGGCGGCGGAGAUGAGAAAUGUCUCGAUCGACGAGAUUGGGAACAAGCACCCGGAUUAUUUCUUCACAUAUUAA
Molecule: messenger RNA, 1116 nt
Organism: Exophiala oligosperma
Lineage: Eukaryota; Fungi; Ascomycota; Eurotiomycetes; Chaetothyriales; Herpotrichiellaceae
Exons: 1
Coding region: 1-1116 (371 amino acids)
Biological process (GO): transmembrane transport
Cellular component (GO): membrane
Molecular function (GO): transmembrane transporter activity
Source: RefSeq, a predicted model, not a curated record